Styela clava is the source of this 1156-nucleotide messenger RNA. Its product is annotated as large ribosomal subunit protein bL17m-like. Gene Ontology annotation, biological process: translation. The record is from RefSeq and is a predicted model, not a curated record. Gene Ontology annotation, molecular function: structural constituent of ribosome. NCBI's taxonomy places the organism in Eukaryota, Metazoa, Chordata, Ascidiacea, Stolidobranchia, Styelidae. Gene Ontology annotation, cellular component: mitochondrial large ribosomal subunit; ribosome.
ACAGUAAUUGCGGUGAGAGGAAUUAGCAUUGUACCUAUCCUUUGGUCGCAACUGAUAUUUUGCAUCCUUAUUUCUUAAAACAGUUCUUCAUAAACAGCUGAGUGUAAUAUACAUAUAAUCCAAGAUGCCUCGUGGAAUGGCUCAUGGGGUUCCAUUCAAAAAAAUGGGCCAAAACCCCCACAAGCGACUUAUAAUUCUGAGAUCACUUGUAAUGGCACUAAUCAAACAUGAGCGUAUAGAGGCGACAUUUUCAAAAUCUUCAGAGGCUCAAAAAUAUGCGAUAAGAUUAAUUGAUAUUGCCAAAUAUGGACCAGAAAAUACUUAUUGUAAGGACAUGGUUGAAUUUUGGACCGAUGGUGAUGAAGAGGUCAAAAAUAAACUCUUUAAUAUUUUAGUCCCAAGGUAUAAAAAUCAACAAGGAAAAUAUACAAGGUUGGCAAUGCUUCCAUUGUGGCAUAACAAAGACCAACUUCUCAGAAUGUCGGUUUUAGAACUGAAAGGAAAUCCUCUUCCACCAUUACCUGUUAAAGAAGAGAAUCCGUAUUCAUUACAAAAUGUGCUUAUUGCAGCUGCGAAGAAUGAUUGGAAGAAAUCUCAUAAGCAAAUGAAUGAUACUUCCAGCGAAUGAACUUCGUUAAUGAAAAUUCGAAAUCAUGCUGAAAAAAACAUGCAAUAAAUCGAAAUAUUGUUUUUCUUCCUAACUACGAAACUUGAGUGAAAAUGCACAGCCCCAUCGCCUGCCUGCUGUAUUUUAUGAAUUUCACCUAUUCUCGCUACUAAGAUCUUCAACCUUUGGCUGAACCACUGUUGUGGGACAUUUUCUUUCAUGCUCUAUCUACGUCUUCAUAAUUAUGAUGCCAUAUUUAAAAAUCAAGUAAAUUGCAUGUUUAACCGUGUUUGCUUUUAGUACUGAACAUUGUGUUCAAGAUGGAAGCCAAGUGCAUGGAUGUCAUUUUGGUCGUGAUGAAUUCCAGUUGGCAAUGUUGUUUUCGUGCAACAUUCUCAAAUUGAAGCCAGUUCACUCGGGGUCAGGCCUAUACAAUUAUGAUUUCUCAUAUAACUGAGUUUGUUAUUAAAAGCUUUGGUAAGCUAACUACUGCCGAGUAAGAUUCAACAUUAUUUCUGAACUGGAGAAAUAAAAACAAAAUAUCAAUCA